UGCCGGCGCUGAGCCUCCGAAAAGCAAAAGCGCCAAGAUGGAAUCCAGCAAAGCUGCUCCGCUGGAAAGGAAAGAAAUUGAGGUCAGCGAUGCGCGGAGCACUCUGACUCCCAAGCAGGAUUCGCCACGUGAUGCAAAACCAGAGGAGCCCAAGGCAGCCGACGCCGUGACAGGGAACGACAUCACAGCACCCCCCAACAAGGAGCUGCCCCCGAGCCCCGAGAAGAAGACAAAGCCUGCAGCAUCCACACCAGCAGCAAAGCCCACGGCAACGAAAGCCAGGCCCGCGGCCGCCACCAGCCCCAAACGGCCGGCCUCUGCCACUCCUGGCCCCCACAAAAAGCCCACCAGCCCCACGGCGGGCCCUCCUGCCACCACCACUCCCAAGCGCCCUGCCAGCAGCGCCACGCGGCCCUCCACCCUCACUCCAAAAGAGAUUAAGCCAAAGGUCACAGAUGCAAAGAGCCCGGAUAAGAGGACCUCGCUCUCAAAGCCUCCAUCAUCUGCUGCUCCUCGUGCUGCUGCCAGGAGCACCGCUGCCACUCCUCGGACAACGGCCACCUCCCCUGUGACUGCAGCUGCUGGGGCGAAGAGCACCACUGCCUCCCCCCCCAAGAGGCCAACAUCCAUCAAGACCGAUGCAAAGCCUGCAGAUGCCAAGAAGGCCACAGCCAAGUCCCCGUCAGCAGACCUGGCCCGCCCUAAGAGCGCUGCUGGAAGCGCUGUGAAGAGCAGUUCCACCACCCCCACCACCACCAGCACCACCAGCACCGCAGCCGUGCCCGGCGCAGCCGCCAGCCGCCCCAAACCCAAACCUGCAGCAGCCAAACCCACCGCCGCCUCCAGCGCCGCUGCGGAUGCAAAGAAACCACCUGCAAAGGCUGCAACCAAACCCAGCGCUGCCCCCAAAGCGCUGCGCCCCACCAGCAGUGCUGCUGCUCCAGACCUGAAAAACGUCCGUUCCAAAAUCGGCUCGACGGAUAACAUCAAGCACCAGCCUGGAGGAGGGAAGGGGAAGGUAGAGAAAAAGCCAGAAUCAACCGCUGCUGCCCGAAAGUCUGAGCCCAAUGCGGUCCCUAAAAUGGCUCCAACUAAAACAGCCGUAACAAAAGAGGGUGUCCCCAAACAGCCCAAUGGGAAAGUCCAGAUAGUCUCCAAAAAAGCGAACUACAGCCAUGUUCAGUCCAAGUGUGGUUCCAAGGACAAUAUUAAGCAUGUCCCUGGAGGUGGGAAUGUGCAGAUCCAGAACAAGAAAGUGGACCUCUCCAAAGUGUCCUCCAAGUGCGGCUCGAAAGCAAAUAUUAAGCAUAAGCCAGGGGGAGGAGAUGUCAAAAUCGAGAAUCAGAAGCUGAACUUCAAGGAAAAGGCCCAAGCCAAAGUGGGUUCUCUGGACAACGUGGGACACUUGCCAGCAGGAGGAACAGUGAAGGCUGAGGGCAGCGCGGAGCCAGAGCAGCUCCCGCCAGCCCCUCAGAACGGAGAGGUGCGAGCGGCGCAGGCAGGCAGCGCCCUGCAGGAGAAUGGCGUAGGGCCGGCGGUGCCCACUGCCCUGAGCGGUGGUGACCAAAGGGAAAUUCAGAGCUUCGAGACUCAGAUACAAGAAACAAGCAUCUAACGAUGACAUUCUGCUAUCGUCUCCCGUCCCCUUCUCCCCCUUCUCUCCUCUCCCCGUCCCCCGCCCCCCCC
Centrocercus urophasianus (Greater sage-grouse) is the source of this 1686-nucleotide messenger RNA. RefSeq names its product microtubule-associated protein 4-like. Gene Ontology annotation, cellular component: neuron projection. Lineage: Eukaryota; Metazoa; Chordata; Aves; Galliformes; Phasianidae. Gene Ontology annotation, biological process: neuron projection development; microtubule cytoskeleton organization. Gene Ontology annotation, molecular function: microtubule binding. The record is from RefSeq and is a predicted model, not a curated record.